Annulohypoxylon truncatum is the source of this 2044-nucleotide messenger RNA. Its product is annotated as cytochrome P450. The coding region runs from base 1 to 1722 and encodes 573 amino acids. The transcript is spliced from 4 exons. The record is from RefSeq and is a predicted model, not a curated record. NCBI's taxonomy places the organism in Eukaryota, Fungi, Ascomycota, Sordariomycetes, Xylariales, Hypoxylaceae. Gene Ontology annotation, molecular function: iron ion binding; heme binding; monooxygenase activity.
AUGGAUUUGACUUACCUCAUUCUCGUUGCGGCCAUAGUAGGUGGCCAGUUGAUUUACACUGGCGUUCGCUUCCUGCGCUACCGACAGGCAGCCCAGCGAUCAGGCCUACCUUACACAUGGUCGCUAGUACACGAACUCCAGGGACCAGCGUUCAUAACUGACGCCAUACUCCGAUGGUGGUACCGUGAUUAUCUGGAGCAGGGUAAAGGCUGGCCGCGAUGGGCUCGAUUUAUGAUCAAGGACUGGCACUAUGAAGAUAGACGCCGGGCGACACUGGAAUAUGGUGAUUGCUUCUUAGUCGUCACGCCCAACGGGCUGAUCUGCUAUAUAAGCGAGCCCAACACGGCGUCACGGCUGGUCACGCGCCGGAAAGCGUUCAUCAAACCUGCAGAUAAGAUGGAAAUUCUCGAGCCUUUCGGCCCGAACGUCGUAUCGGUUGAGGGGGACCUCUGGAAAUUCCAUCUAGCCAUCACACUACCACCCCUGGCGGCCGACUCGGUAGCGCGAUUAGUAUGGGACGAGACGGCACGGCAGGUCGACAUGAUGGUAGCGGCAUGGAAACCUGAGGAGAGCAACAGUGAACGUAUAUAUGCGCUGACCAUGAACAUCAUGUCACUAGUAGGUUUUGGACGGCAAGCAGAAUGGGGUGAAGGUAAAUCGCCUGGCAGCGUCCCUGCCGGACACAAAUUUUCUCUCGUCAGCGCUCUGACGGAAGUCAUUAUGCACCUGCCGCACAUUCUGCUUCUUCCGCGCUGGCUAUUGCGCUGGACGCCUUGGCCAAUCGCCUAUCAUGCCGCUAAUGAGGUUGAGAGCUACAUCGACGAGUUUCUAGGCGAGGAGCGUGAGAAGCUUCAGCGCAACAGCAGCGAAUCCUCCCGCGAGAACCUGCUUACCGCUGUCGUACGCUCUAACCUGGCUGCGGCAAAGAAGGUAGAUGCGUCGGUAGGUCGGUCAAUAUUGACGGACGAGGAGAUUAGGGGCAACGUUUUUAUAUUCCUAGUAGCCGGAUAUGACACGACUGCAAACACAGUCCAAUUUAGCAGCUUGGUACUUGCCUUCCACCAGGACGUCCAGGAGCGCGUACUCCAAGAGAUUGAUGCCGUGUAUGCCCAGGCGAAGAAGGAAGGUCGCUCCGAACUAUCCUACGAGAAUGACUUUCCGCGGUUUCGUUAUCUUGUUGCUUUUAUGUAUGAGGUAAUGCGCGUGUUCCCCAUUGUGCAAACCCUCGCCCGGGUUGCAGUUGGUGAGCAGGGAGUGCCAAUGGACAAAGGUUCCGCUAUCGUUCCCGCGGGAACUAGGCUAGUGGUGAACAACACGGCGAUCCACUACGACCCGGCCAUCUGGCCCAGUCCCGACGUGAUCGAACCGCGCCGCUGGCUAGUCCAGGACCCGCACUUAUUAGACCCGGCAAAGCCGCUAACAGCAACUCAAGAAGCCGAGAUCCGCGAGGGUUCGGUUGCCAUCCCAAGCAACCGGAAAGGUACUUUCUUGUCAUUUGGAGAAGGCCCGCGUGCCUGCCUCGGUCGCAGCUUUGCGCGGGUUGAAUUUGUGUCCCUCAUUGCCCGGCUCCUUCGGCAUCACCGACUCGAGCUCGCCGACAAGGAUCCCGCCGCGGCUGCUCGCCAUCUCAGAACUGCUCGCCUACGAAGCGGAGGCUCUCCUGUGACGCUCAUCCCACCUGAGGAUGUACCAAUUCGUCUUGUCCCACGAGGAAAUGUGUAAAAGGGAGAAAUUCCAACAUAGCAGUUCAUCCCAUACCCGGAAGAAUAGACUUGAUUUACCUGCCUAGGCUGUAUGAAAGUGCGUGUUACUUCCGUGUAUUACAGCUAUCGGAAGAACGAAGGCUCAAACUAGAUGUAGCUAGUAUAUUCAUCUCAACGUUCCCUCAAGUCUCAAGCUUGUUCAGUCUUACUCAACAAUAGUGGAGCAACAUCUGAGCUACCUGUUGGCUUGACAAGGAGGUGGUGGUGCUUGCGAUAAUUGUUGUUGUUCUUGUUAAGUUGCUUCCGCCGGAGCUAGCUACACAAUUAACCACUUUUGUGCC